Poecile atricapillus (Black-capped chickadee) is the source of this 1929-nucleotide messenger RNA. RefSeq names its product potassium voltage-gated channel interacting protein 3 (gene KCNIP3). Gene Ontology annotation, cellular component: voltage-gated potassium channel complex; nucleus. The record is from RefSeq and is a predicted model, not a curated record. Gene Ontology annotation, molecular function: calcium ion binding; DNA-binding transcription repressor activity, RNA polymerase II-specific; potassium channel regulator activity. The coding region runs from base 29 to 928 and encodes 299 amino acids. Lineage: Eukaryota; Metazoa; Chordata; Aves; Passeriformes; Paridae. Gene Ontology annotation, biological process: regulation of potassium ion transmembrane transport; negative regulation of transcription by RNA polymerase II. The transcript is spliced from 6 exons.
GGGAGCCCCCAGUCCCCCCCCAGGGGCCAUGGGCAUCCAGGGCAUGGAGCUGUGCGCCGUGGCCGUGGUCAUCCUCCUCUUCAUCGCCGUCCUCAAGCAGUUCGGCAUCCUGGAGCCCAUCUCUGUAGAAGACAGCGGCGAUGCCGACGUGGAGCUCCCGACCAUCCGGCACCAACCCGAGGGGCUGGAGCAGCUGCUGGCUCGGACCAAGUUCACCAAGUCGGAGCUUCAGUCCCUCUACCGUGGCUUCAAGAAUGUGAGUCUGGGGGUCCGACACCCCAAAUCCCUGGGUCCCCACUUUCUUCGGGGUCACCGGCGCCGCUCCCCUUCCCAGGAAUGUCCCAGCGGCCUCGUGGAUGAGGAAACCUUCACACUCAUCUACUCGCGGUUCUUCCCUCAAGGCGACGCCAGCUCCUACGCCCACUUCUUGUUCGACGCCUUCGACGCCGACCGCAACGGGGCUCUCUGCUUCCAGGAUUUCGCCGUGGGGCUCUCGGUGCUGCUGCGGGGGACGGAGCAGCAGAAGCUGAGGUGGACGUUUGACCUCUACGACGUGAAUAAGGACGGCUACAUCAGCAAGGAGGACAUGCUGGAGAUCAUGAAAUCCAUCUAUGCCAUGAUGGGCCGCUGCACCGAGCCCGCCCUGGGGGCCAGCGCCCCGGCCCAGCACGUGGAGCUGUUCUUCCAGAAGAUGGACAGGAACAGGGACGGCGUGGUGACCUUCGAGGAGUUCCUGGCCACUUGCCAGGAGGUGAGGGGCUCUAGGGGGACACCAUCCUCCUCCUCCUCCUCCUCCUCCUUGUUCUGUCCCAAAGUGAGAGAGGAGGAGGAAGGGGUCACCCCAGGAGGGAUGGGAGUGGGACAGGACAGGAGGGACAGGGGGAGAGGCACAGGAGCCGGAGCUGUGAGAGGGAUGUGGGGGAGAUAAACAGGAUUGUGAUGGGAAAUGUGGGAUGAGAGGGGACAGGAGACGGGGACAGCAUGAGGGGAAGAGGAGGGAGAUGGCAAAAGGGUGACAAGAGGAGGAGAGCUGGGAGCAGGGGGAAGGGGACAUGGGGUCUCUGCUCUCUCCUCCCCAGGACAAGGACAUCAUGAGCUCCAUGCAGAUAUUCCACAAUGUGCUCUAGACCCCAGCCCGCCCCGGAGAUUUUCUACUAUUUCAGGCAAACAAGAAGUUCAAAGUCAGGAGAAAUCCAGCAUGUGGCUCCCUGAGAUGGGACAGGACAAAGACAACGCAGCCACCAGAGCCAGCCCAGCACGGUGCUGCCACCUGCCAGACAGACCCAUUUUGGGGGGCUGAGCCUCCCCUGGACACGGACCCCCCCGUGGCAGUGCAGGGACCUGACCCAGCACAAACCCGACCCCAGGACCUCCUGGGACACGGGAAUUGCCGGGGUGUGAGGACCCUCAGAGAUGGGACCCCCCAGGGCAGGGACCCCCCGGGAUGUGGGGGCUCUCUGGGUGAGGGUCUCCACAUCGCAGCCAUGAAAUGGAGCCCCCAAACACCAACCAGAAGCACACAGCCCCUCCUCCCCACAACACUCAGGGGACCCCCUAUGAAGCCCCCUCGCCCAAGAGCGUGGAGAGGGGGGAAUUUUAUAAAUAAACCAAAUAGUGACGAUUCAGGGGUGAAAUGGAGUCAAGAGGGAUGGAUGUUAGAGACGCGCUUCGUCCUGGUCCCUGUCCUGCUGUGUCCCCCUCCCUGUUCUGCUCCCGGUCCUAUUCCCCGUGCCUCGUCCAUUCCCAGUCCCGUUCCCAUUCGCAUCUCCCGGUCCUGGUCCCGGUCCCAUUUCCAUUCUCAUUCCCGGUCCCUCUCCAAUUCCCGGUCCCGUUCCUGCUCCCGUUCCCAUUCUCAUUCCCGGUCCCUCUCCCGUUCCCAUUCGCAUCUCCCGGUCCUGGUCCCGGUCCCGUUCUCAUUCCUGGUCCCGG